AUGAUUUUCAAGACACUAGAAGAAGCUGGAAAGUUCUACAAACAUUGUUCCAAACUUGCUGGUUUUUCUACCAAAAUAAGAAACACAACUCGGGACGGAGACAAGAUUAAGAAUCAACUAAUUGUAUGUUCCAGAGAGGGGAUGCGAAAAUCAAAGAUAUCUCCAACUUUGAAGACAAACCCUUCAGCUGGAUUAAAUUGUCCAGCCAGAAUUUAUGUGCAGAUAAUGAAGGAUAUUAGUCUUUGGACAAUUUCCAAAGUUAUUUUGAAUCACUCACAUCCUUGUUGUGCAGACCAGGCUGAGAUGCUCAAACAACAUAGGGAGCUUAGCAUGUUCGUGCGUCGCACCAUCGAAACCUACGAGGAAGCCGGAAUCAGACCGAGCAAAACUUACCAAUCAUUUGUGGCAGCAGCUGGCAGCCACCGUGAACUAGGUUUUAUAGAAAAAGAUAUCAGAAAUUACAUCACAAGGGAAGUACGGAAUAUUUCCGAAGAAGACGAUGCCAAAGAAUUUGGCAAGUACCUAGUUAGAAUGAAAGAGAAGAACUAA
Arachis ipaensis is the source of this 549-nucleotide messenger RNA. NCBI's taxonomy places the organism in Eukaryota, Viridiplantae, Streptophyta, Magnoliopsida, Fabales, Fabaceae. The record is from RefSeq and is a predicted model, not a curated record.